Molecule: messenger RNA, 1689 nt
Organism: Pyrenophora tritici-repentis Pt-1C-BFP
Lineage: Eukaryota; Fungi; Ascomycota; Dothideomycetes; Pleosporales; Pleosporaceae
Product: YRB1, Ran GTPase-activating protein (Ran-binding protein)
Biological process (GO): intracellular transport
Cellular component (GO): cytoplasm; nuclear pore
Molecular function (GO): GTPase activator activity
Source: RefSeq, a predicted model, not a curated record
AUGACGGACACGCCCGAGGAGCAACAGGCAGCAGCCCGAGUUACCGCCUCCACUACCGAACCAAAGAAAACCAUAGAAUCAGCAUCGGCUUCGCCAGCACGGAGCGAUAAGAGCAGCGACAGCGAAGGAAAAGAUGUGCGGGAGAAGCUCAAAGACACCCAAAUUGACACCCAGCCCAAGCCAGAUGCUCUUCGCGGCCUCGACCAGCCCAUGAGCGAGGCGACCAAUGGCAGCGCCAAAAUAGGAGACCAGAGUGUGUCGGGAUCAGACAGCGAGCGCGGGCGCUUACGGCGAAAGCGCAGCCGUGAAGAUUUUGAAGACGAAGCCGAUGCGGAUAAGCAUUCAGAAAAGAAGCCGCCUGGACCGCAUAUGCGAAAAAGGUCAAGGGAUAUCCGAAAGGACUUGGAGGCUGCUAUGCCCGUGAAGCCUACUUCAACCGCAAUCUCAAGCAUCAAGGAGACCGACACUGACGAGCAAAUGACAUCGCCUAACAAGAGUGUUUCGGCCACAGCUACGACUGACAAGGCCUCUGGCACCGAAACGAGUCCGAAAAAUAAGAGAACACGCGAUCAGAUCGAGAACGACAACGAAGCCGCGACAGAGACUUCGGAAGGUGCAUCUGCGAACGGAAAGCCUGUGGAGAAGGCACAAGGCGAGGAGCGAGACACCAAACGGUUACGAGACAAAGAGGGCGACAAGUCUUCCACUGACGUUCCCGACUCCAAGACCAAGAUACCCCCAGGAAGCGGCUUUGCCAAUUUCUCCGCAUCAUCGCCCUUCGCCGCCAUGGCCGCCAAACCUGCCACCUCAAAGCCUUCUGAGAAACCCGAGACAUUACCGCAGACGUCCGACGACAAGUUCAAAUCAUCUGGUUUUGGAGGCUUCUCAACCUCGACUGCUUCUCCGUUUGGUGGAUUCGGCAGUUCAAAGUCGGGGUCCAACUCACCCUUCGGUGCGGGGAGCGGCGGUAAAUUGUCUUCUUUUGCAGGAAGUACAGCUACCUCUACCUCAACUGGUGGUGGAUUCGGCGGACUUGGAAGCUCCGGUACAUCAUCCUUUGGUGGAGCUACCUUUGGUUCAUCGUUGGGUGGCGGUUUCGGCGGUCUUGGUGGGUCCAAGACAGGAACUUCUUUUGCCGCGCCUGGUGGCAACCUUGAGAUCAAGGGUCUAAAAGAAAAGGAAACACCCUUCGGAGCAGCAGCUAUUGGGGAGCAGUCUGACGACGAAGAUGGAGAUGAUGAAGACCUAGAAAAGGGCAAUGACAAGGAGGAGCGCCAAACGAGCCAGCCUCUCCUUUCACAACAACCGCAAGAAACCGGCGAGGAAGGCGAGGAGACAAUUUGGAUGGGCCGUGCCAGGCUAUACCACAUGUCGGGCGAGGGACAGAAUCGAGCAUGGAAAGAGCGAGGUGUAGGGACAUUCAAGUUCAACAUCACCGUCGACGAACCCAAGAAAGCCCGUUUCGUCCUCCGAGCAGAAGGAACACAUCGAUUGCUUCUCAAUGCGUCUGUGACGCGUAACAUGGUCUUUGGCGGCGAUGCCAAGGGCGAGAAACCAAACGACACGCGGUUACUCUUCAACUCGCCAAACCCUGAAGGCAAACUGGAGAUGCACUUGCUCAAGCUCAAAGCCGAAAACGCAAAGCAGCUAUGGGAGGAAGUUACCAAAGUGCAAGAGGAACAGUUGUAG